Molecule: messenger RNA, 1599 nt
Organism: Hemibagrus wyckioides
Lineage: Eukaryota; Metazoa; Chordata; Actinopteri; Siluriformes; Bagridae
Product: potassium voltage-gated channel subfamily V member 2
Exons: 2
Coding region: 1-1599 (532 amino acids)
Biological process (GO): protein homooligomerization; potassium ion transmembrane transport
Cellular component (GO): membrane; voltage-gated potassium channel complex
Molecular function (GO): delayed rectifier potassium channel activity
Source: RefSeq, a predicted model, not a curated record
AUGAACCAAUCGAGACGUCAUUUCAAACAGUUGAUAAAGAGGCGAUCAAGUCUUUUUGCUAGCAUUAAACUCAAUGCCAGCUUCUCACAAAGCAUUGAAGAAGAGGAUUGUGCUUUUCCUUUUUCACAGGACAGUUCUGUUAAACCAUGGACAUCGAUGGACAGACUCGACAGUCCGGUGACUAAAGCAGAAGAUUUAAAAAAUCCAAGUAAAGGAAAUAAACAUAAUGAUAAAAUGCCAGUGAACAGACAUUCAGGAAUGAUAAGCCUUAAUGUAGGUGGAAAAUUGUUCCAUCUUUCAAAACAUCUGGCCAUAAAAUAUCCUAAAUCACGAAUUGGGACUUUAGCUGUGUGUUCAGAUCCGGUGAAGCGGCUAACGCUCUGCGAUGAUUACUGUGUGACCAAUAAUGAGUUUUUCUUUGACAGAGACCCAACAUUCUUCCACUACAUCUUCCACCUUUACUACAGUAACUUGUUGUGGGUGAUGGAGAGUGUGUGUCCCAUUCACUUUGAGGAAGAACUUGAGUUUUGGGGUUUAAACCUGAAUGACACACCUCGCUGCUGUCGAAUCCUGUACGAGGAAAAAGUAGAUGAAAUUCGAGACCAGCUGAAGGUAAAUAAAGAACUGAUGGCUGAAAUCGAGCCUGUUCACAACGAUGAGGGUUUUAAAACAAUGUUUUUGGGGGACUUCCGUAAGACUCUUUGGGAUUUAAUGGAAAAUCCAUACUCGUCUGUGGGAGCAAAGUUCUUUGCUGUGUUGUCCACCACCCUUGUACUCAUCUCGAUUGUGGCCAUGACUCUAAACACUGUGAGUGAACUGACAGUGUAUAAAAUUUAUGGAAAAACAUACAUGGAGUUUGUUGAGAUCAUGUCAAUUCUCUUUUUCACCUUCGAGUAUUUCCUUCGGCUCCUGACCACCUGCGAUGUGAAGAGUUUCCUGAAAAGUGCCCUGAACUUUGUUGACUUGGUAGCAGUGAUGCCGUAUUUUAUCCAGCUGGUGUUUGAGGCGUUUUCUGAUCAGGAAGAUCUCAGUGUUCAGGACGACCUCAAAACAAUGGCACGAGUAAGCAAAGUCAGCAAAGUGCUAAAAAUUGUCAAAUUGAUGAGAAUUUUUCGUAUCUUAAAAUUAGCGAGACACUCAACAGGAAUGCGAGCAUUUGGUUUCACUCUGCGUCAGUGUUUUGAGCAGGUGUGCUGCUUAUUUUUAUUUAUUAUUUUGGGAAUCUUUGCUUUUUCGGCUCUAAUGUACUCUGUGGAACAGGACGUGAUGGGAACUCCGUUCAGCAGCAUUCCAGAUACGUGGUGGUGGGCAGCUGUGAGCAUCUCCACUGUGGGCUACGGUGAUGUGAUUCCAGUUUCAUUUUCUGGUUGUGUUGUGGCAUUUGGCUGCAUUUCCUUUGGAAUUAUUUUAAAUGGAAUGCCAAUUUCUAUCCUCUUUAAUAAAUUUUCUGAUUACUACGCCAAGCUCAAAGCACAGGAAUAUACCAACACUAAAGUCCAGCGCAGUCUGCACCUUAGAAAACGAUUACAACAAAAGUUCGAGAAUUGUUUUAAUCCUCCAGAAAGUCAAAUCGACAAUGAAUUUCAGCACCAGAAAUGA